AUGGGAAGCAUCACCCACCAAGAACACCUCAACGUUCCUCAGCAGCAGAGGCGACGGACUUCUGUUCAAGACGUCCCUGCUUUUGCUGAGCACGGGCCUCUUGUCGACCACAAGAUUCCUCAGGCCGAUGCCGUGCAACAAGAACCUGAUCUAGCUUGGAGUCGAAUCCGCCACUUCCUUCGAGAGCCGCUGUCGGAAUUCUUUGGCGUGUUUAUCUUGAUCCUCUUCGGUGAUGGCGUCGUCGCUCAGGUAGUCCUCAGCGGAGGCACGAAGGGAGACUACCAAUCAAUCUCCUGGGGCUGGGGGCUUGGUGUCAUGCUUGGAGUCUAUACCGCCGGCAUCUCAGGAGCGCACCUCAAUCCUGCAGUGACCUUGAGCAAUGCGGUGUUCCGCAAGUUUCCCUGGCGGAAAUUUCCUGUCUACAUGCUUGCCCAAACCCUCGGCGCUAUGGCAGCCUCUGCGAUCGUCUACGCCAACUACAAGUCUGCGAUCGACGUUUUCGAGGGAGGUCCCAACAUCCGCACCGUGGGUGGGGAGACCUCGACCGCAGGCAUCUUUUGCACCUACCCUGCGCCGUUCAUGACGAAGACGGGCCAAUUCUUCUCAGAAUUUAUCGCCAGUGCUAUCCUAAUGUUCUUGAUCUACGCGUUGAAGGAUGACGGAAACAUUGGCGCAGGAAACCUCACGCCUCUGGCCCUCUUCUUCGUCAUCUUCGGCAUUGGUGCCUGCUUUGGCUGGGAAACUGGCUAUGCCAUCAACCUUGCUCGAGAUUUUGGUCCGCGCCUCGUCAGCUACAUGAUCGGUUACGGCCACGAGGUCUGGAGCGCAGGAGGCUACUACUUCUGGGUCCCAAUGGUUGCCCCUUUCUGCGGAUGCACAUUCGGCGGUUGGCUCUAUGACACGUUCCUCUUUACUGGCGAGAGUCCAAUCAAUACUCCUUACAUGGGCUUCAAACGUCUAAUCCAACCUAAACGGUCCGUCUGGUCGAACACUUACACCGCCAGAUCCGAGAGCCAGGUGUGA
Molecule: messenger RNA, 1023 nt
Organism: Fonsecaea erecta
Lineage: Eukaryota; Fungi; Ascomycota; Eurotiomycetes; Chaetothyriales; Herpotrichiellaceae
Exons: 3
Coding region: 1-1023 (340 amino acids)
Biological process (GO): glycerol transmembrane transport; water transport
Cellular component (GO): plasma membrane
Molecular function (GO): glycerol channel activity; water channel activity
Source: RefSeq, a predicted model, not a curated record